This is a messenger RNA of Hyla sarda, 836 nucleotides long. RefSeq names its product ribosomal protein L7 (gene RPL7). Gene Ontology annotation, molecular function: structural constituent of ribosome; RNA binding. The transcript has 7 exons. The record is from RefSeq and is a predicted model, not a curated record. Gene Ontology annotation, biological process: maturation of LSU-rRNA from tricistronic rRNA transcript (SSU-rRNA, 5.8S rRNA, LSU-rRNA). Gene Ontology annotation, cellular component: cytosolic large ribosomal subunit. Bases 29 to 778 code for a protein of 249 amino acids. Lineage: Eukaryota; Metazoa; Chordata; Amphibia; Anura; Hylidae.
CGCGUUACCCUCUUUUCCGGUGGUGAACAUGGCGGGGACAGAAGGAAAACAGACGAAAAAGCUCCCAUCCGUUCCAGAAAGCCUCCUCAAGAGGCGAAAGGCCUUUGCGGCUGCCAAGGCCCAAAGGAUCAAGAAGAUCCUUAAAGACAAGAGGGUCCGUAAAGAGAAAAGAAAGAUCAUCUACAAGAGGGCGGAGAGCUACUACAAGGAGUACAGGCAGCUGUACAGAAAGGAGAUCCGUCUGGCAAGAAUGGGCCGUAAAGCUGGAAACUACUAUGUCCCCGCCGAGCCCAAAUUGGCUUUUGUCAUAAGAAUUCGCGGUAUCAAUGGUGUCAGCCCAAAGGUGCGUAAGGUGUUGCAACUCCUCCGUCUGCGCCAGAUUUUCAAUGGCAGCUUUGUGAAACUCAACAAGACUUCUAUCAAUAUGCUCAGGUUGAUCGAGCCCUACAUUGCCUGGGGUUAUCCCAACCUGAAAUCAGUGAAAGAGUUAAUCUACAAGCGUGGUUUCCUGAAGAUCAAUAAACAGCGUAUCCCUCUGACUGAUAACUCUCUCAUUGAGAAUCACCUUGGCAAGAGUGGCAUCAUCUGUGUCGAAGAUCUGAUCCAUGAGAUCUACACAGUUGGCAAAAACUUCAAAGCCGCAAACAACUUCCUCUGGCCCUUCAAGCUGUCCUCCCCCAGGGGUGGUAUGAAGAAGAAAACUACACACUUCGUGGAAGGUGGUGAUGCAGGAAACAGGGAGGACCAGAUCAACAGAUUGAUAAGGAGGAUGAACUAAGGUUUCCUAUGGAUGAAUCUAUCUGGUCAAGUAAUAAAAGUCCAUUUCCAAAACCUUC